Messenger RNA from Acanthopagrus latus (yellowfin seabream), 1697 nucleotides. It is a transcript of the gene serpinf1, whose product is annotated as serpin peptidase inhibitor, clade F (alpha-2 antiplasmin, pigment epithelium derived factor), member 1. The transcript has 8 exons. Lineage: Eukaryota; Metazoa; Chordata; Actinopteri; Spariformes; Sparidae. Gene Ontology annotation, molecular function: serine-type endopeptidase inhibitor activity. Bases 132 to 1349 code for a protein of 405 amino acids. The record is from RefSeq and is a predicted model, not a curated record. Gene Ontology annotation, biological process: negative regulation of endopeptidase activity; negative regulation of angiogenesis.
CGCUCCCGGCGCUCCGUUGGCAGCCUCGGGGACGCGCCCCGGUGAUCCAGGAGGCUCCGCGCAGAGCAGCGUCGUCUCAUCUGCAGCUGGACGGAGACUGAACGACGUGGACCGACCGGACCGAGGAGAGGAUGAAGCGAACAGCUUUCCUGCUGGUGUUUGGAGUCGUGCUGAGCUUCUGUGAGGCUCAGACGGACACAGGAGGCGAGGAGACGGGUGGAGAGGAGGAACAUGUGGAGCUCUUCACCACCCCUCAGACUAAGAUGGGCGCCGCUACGUCGGACUUCGGCUACAACCUGUUCCGCUCUCUGGCGAGCCGCGACGCUUCCACCAACAUCUUCCUGGCCCCCAUCAGCGUGUCGGCGGCACUGACGCAGCUCUCCAUGGGAGGGUCUGAGCGUGCUCAGAGGCAGCUGUUCCGGGCUCUGAGGUACCACAACCUGCAGGACCCGCAGCUCCACAACACCCUGAAGGACCUGCUGACUGCCGUCAAGGCGCCCGGCAAAGGCCUGAGCACCGCGGCACGCAUCUACCUGGACCGACGACUUCGUCUGAAACAGGAGUUCUUCGCGCUGGUGGAGCAGCAGUAUGGAGUUCGUCCUAAAGGUCUGCAGGGAGCCGCCAGAGACGUGAAUGAAGUCAACAGCUGGGUGUCUCAGCAGACGGGCGGGAAGGUUCAGAGCCUCCUGACCUCGGCCUUCCCCCGAAACUUCGGAGUGAGCACCGUGAGCGCCGGCUACUUUAAAGGGAAGUGGGUGACUCGCUUCGGUCAGAGUGGAGCGAUGGAGAACUUCCAGGUAGAUGGUGGCGCUUCAGUCCGCAUUCCCAUGAUGCAACAGGAUAACUACCCUGUGAAGAUGGGUGCUGACUCAGACUUGAGCUGCGUGAUCGCUCAGAUCCAGAUGCAGAACGACGUCAGCAUGUUCAUCUUCCUGCCGGAUGACGUCACCUCCAACAUGACGCUGCUGGAGGAGAGUCUGACCGCCGAGUUCGUUCAGGACCUCUCCAUGACGCUGCUUCCUGCCCAGGUGUCGCUGACGCUGCCUGCGCUGAAGCUCAGCUACUCCACAGACCUGCAGCCACUGCUCAGCGACCUGGGUCUCUCCGAGUGGCUCGCUGACACCGACCUGGAGAAGAUCUCGGCGCUACCCGCCAAGCUCAGUAGCGUCCAUCACAAGGUCGUCAUGGAGACGGCGCCCGAGGGGAACCAAUACCCCGGCACCACCUCGACCCCGAGCCACCUGAUCUACAGGGUGGACCGCCCCUUCCUCUACCUGAUCCGAGACGAAGUGUCGGGGGCUCUGCUAUUUAUUGGCAGGGUGGUCAACCCCAAGACCCUGACAAUGUAACACACACACACACACGCACGCACACACACACACACACACACACACACGCACGCACACACGCACACACACACACACACACAUAUACACACACACUCUUAGCAGGUCCUAGGAGGGAUUCAGGUGUUUGUGGUGGCAGAUAUUUGUGAGGAUAUUUGAUUUAAUUUGAUUCUUUACUUUUCAUGUUGAAACAUUAUUGAUCUGAUGGACACACACACACACACACACACACACACACACACACACACACACACACACACACCGACGAGUUUCUUAAAGGAUCGUUUUUAUAAGAAAUCAGAUAUUGUCAUUUGUUCGAGCAAAAUAAAUACGACAAUGAAACGAAACGUG